Ctenopharyngodon idella (grass carp) is the source of this 2024-nucleotide messenger RNA. Its product is annotated as histone H1-like. Gene Ontology annotation, molecular function: structural constituent of chromatin; DNA binding. The transcript has a single exon. Bases 1119 to 1739 code for a protein of 206 amino acids. NCBI's taxonomy places the organism in Eukaryota, Metazoa, Chordata, Actinopteri, Cypriniformes, Xenocyprididae. The record is from RefSeq and is a predicted model, not a curated record. Gene Ontology annotation, cellular component: nucleosome. Gene Ontology annotation, biological process: nucleosome assembly.
AUAUAAAACCUGAUACUGUUAGUUUAUGAACAAAACAACUCUAUCAUUGUUCAGUCAGUUUUAAGAACAAAAUUAUAUCCAUUUAAGUUCAGCAAUGUAGUGAAACAUGAGGAAAAUGUAUAAUUACUGUGUGUCAUGAGAGCCCGAUUUCUUUUCACAAUAGCAAAAGAAACAUAUUGUCCUGGAUCAGAAAACCCUUGUGACCCGUUUUCAAAUCCAAGAAACACUUUUAGGAAUAAAUUGUAAACUUCUAAACGACCAAACACAACUACACUUCAAAUUGUUGAAUGUUUAAAUUCAAAAUGUUUUAACAUCUAUAGUAAAAUAACUUUUUUUUGAGUCACCUGCUAUGCCUUGCUUUAAAUGAGCAUUACACAAUCCCCAUUCACAUGGCAAAUAUGACGAUUUACAUUUUUAUUUACGUGAUAUGAUGUACAUCAGCUUAUGAAAAGUUAAAACAUUAAUAUUUGCGUGACAAGAGAUAGGAUAUUAAUUAUUAUUACUAUUAUUAUUAUUAUUAUUAUCAUAUAACUUAUAAGGACAGAUCAUCUGCUGGCAGAAGAUGAGGGCCAGAGAGUCACAAACAGACUCGGAUCCUCCGGAUGAUGUUCGUGUGCUUCAAGCUGCCCAAAACAACAGCUGUAUGAAAGCCUCCUCACGCCCCUCACUAAUGCUGAUUUCAUUAAAGUUGCAUUCAGACUGUUUUCUGAACACACAGCGGACGCGUUCAGGCUUUUAUCAACUUUUCAAUUAAAACUAUUUAUCAAAUUUACACGCGGCUUUUCCCCGUGGCUGAUGCUCGCCUUGGAUUUGGUCUGACGGAGGCAAAAGAAACAUUUCCUCUUCGCGUAUUUUAGUCUCCAGUGAAAGCUCAGAGCCUCUGCUCGGUGCUCACUUUGUUUUGACUGUGACAAACUAUUUUACCGCUUCAGUUUUGCCCCAAAUGUAAGAGAAGAAAACACAAGCGCGAGGGGCUCGUGGAUGCGCAGAGACACCGAGCAGGGCGGGUUGAGUCUAAAAGGUUCUCAUAUGUUAUUUAAGAACGCAGCGCCGCACGAGCGCUGUUUAUUGCUGAAACCAGACAGCGUUUGAUAGACGGUAGAUCCAAUCCGAGAGAGAUGGCAGAAACCGCUCCAGCACCGGCUGCUGCAGCCCCGGCCAAAGCGCCCAAGAAGAAGUCAGCUACGAAAGCCAAGAAAGCAGGUCCAGGCGUCGGGGAGCUCAUCAUCAAAGCCGUGUCCGCAUCCAAGGAGAGAAGCGGCGUGUCCCUCGCCGCACUGAAGAAAGCUCUCGCCGCCAGCGGCUACGACGUGGAGAAGAACAACUCCCGCGUCAAGAUCGCCAUCAAGACCUUGGUGACUAAAGGCGCCCUGGUGCAGGUCAAAGGGACCGGCGCUUCGGGCUCAUUCAAGCUCAACAAGCAGCAAGUCGAGACCAAGAAGAAGCCGGCCAAGAAAGCGGCUCCUAAAGCGAAGAAGCCCGCGGCCAAGAAACCCGCUGCUGCCAAGAAGCACAAGAGCGCAGCGGCAAAGAAGCCCGCCGCAAAGAAAUCGCCCAAGAAGGCCAAGAAACCCGCCGCCACAGCCGCUAAGAAAGCGACGAAGAGUCCCAAGAAGGCAAAGAAGCCAGCAGCCGCUAAGAAAGCAGUCAAGAGCCCCAAAAAGGCAAAGGCGGCUAAACCUAAGGUGGCAAAGCCUAAAGCCGCCAAGCCUAAAAAGGCAGCGCCCAAAAAGAAAUAAAGUGUUCACUGUUUUUCCUCAACGGCUCUUUUAAGAGCCACCCACUAACUCUAAAAAAAGACCAAAACUCGUGUAUUUUAAUGAUUUGUGUUAAUUUUGUAAAUACGUAGUCAAUUUUUUUUUUUUUUUUUUUUGGAAAACAAAACAAAGCAACUAGUAAAUCAUCUUUAUAUUAAAGAAACUGAAUAAAAACAGCAAAAAAAAAAAAAAAAAAAAAAAAGCUCAUGAGGGUUCGGACAGUGAUCAGUCCAAAUGGGAUGUUGUACAACAAAGUACAGACAGAAU